Messenger RNA from Lodderomyces margitis, 528 nucleotides. Its product is annotated as mitochondrial 54S ribosomal protein uL13m. Gene Ontology annotation, biological process: translation; negative regulation of translation. The transcript has a single exon. Lineage: Eukaryota; Fungi; Ascomycota; Pichiomycetes; Serinales; Debaryomycetaceae. The record is from RefSeq and is a predicted model, not a curated record. Gene Ontology annotation, molecular function: structural constituent of ribosome; mRNA binding. Gene Ontology annotation, cellular component: mitochondrial large ribosomal subunit; ribosome. The coding region runs from base 1 to 528 and encodes 175 amino acids.
AUGUCGCAAAGGAUUGGUAAUUCAGUACUGGCACUCACUCGUGUAUGGCACCACGUUGAUGUCGCAGCAGACCAAAGGACGCUCGGUAGAUUAGCGUCGCAGAUCGCCAUCACGCUACAAGGCAAACAUAAACCCACCUAUACCCCCAACAGAGACCAUGGUGAUUACGUUGUCGUUACAAAUUGUGCUCACUUGAAAAUUACAGGUAACAAAUUAAAAGACAAGACAUACUGGCACCAUACGUCGCGUCCAGGUACGUUGAACUUGAUUCCUAUGGAGAGAAUGAUUUCCAACAAAGGGUAUGGCGAGGUUUUGAAACGAGCAGUAAAAGGGAUGAUACCUAAGAAUAAACAUAGAUUGGUGAGGAUUGACAGGUUGAAGGUGUUUGACGGUGAUGAGCAUCCUUACAAAGAGAAUCUAAUAGCGUUUGCCGAUGAAAUGAAGGAAGUUAGAGCCAAAAUGGCCAAGUUGGAGGAUGAUGAGGCACAAAGAGCUGAACUUAGGAAAAAGUACUUGGCUCAGUUAUAA